UUUUCUGCUGUCGGUGGAACUUGUCUCCCGUCGUGCAAUUUCUUCGGAGGCUGGGGGGGGGGGAGGCGAUCAAUAAGUCGUUGCCCGCCCCCUUUCGCUCUUCUUUUUGCAACACCACCAGCACUAGCACCACCGGCCUCGACCAUGAGAAUCGCCGCCAUUUUCCCCGAGGCCGGCUACCGCCUCUUCUUCAUUCUGAUUUGACAGCUAUGUAGCAAACAAGGGGGUUCUGUAGCACUCUCACCCAUCAGGAAUACAAGGAUCUGAGAGGAAUUAUGCCACAGAGAACCAAGACGUUUGCUGGGAGCAGACAGGAUUAUUGAGGAGGAAAGCAGCCAUGCUAAACUGUUGCAUGCAGGUGUCCUGGCUCUUUAAUCCAACAAGAAGUGAAAUAACAAGCCUUGACAGUGGAAAUAUAGAUGAUAUUUUAAACAAUGCCGAUGUUGCUUUAGUGAAUUUUUAUGCUGAUUGGUGUCGCUUUAGUCAAAUGCUACAUCCUAUUUUUGAGGAAGCUUCCAAUGUCAUUAAGGAGGACUUUCCAGAUAAGAAUCAGGUUGUCUUUGCUAGAGUAGACUGUGAUCAGCAUGCUGACAUAGCUCAAAGGUACAGGAUAAGCAAAUACCCAACCUUAAAAUUGUUCAGGAAUGGAAUGAUGAUGAAGAGAGAGUAUCGGGGUCAGAGAUCAGUGACAGCAAUAGCAGAUUAUAUCCGACAACAGAAAAGUAAUCCUAUUCAAGAAGUACUCAGCUUGGAAGAAAUUAACUCUCUUGAUCGUAGUAGAAGAAAUAUUAUUGGAUACUUUGAACAAAAAGACUCUGAUAAUUACAGAACCUUUGAAAAAGUAGCAAAUAUUUUGCACGAUGACUGUGUCUUUAUUGCUGCAUUUGGGUCAGUUUCCAAACCAGAACGUUUUAGUGGAGACAACAUAAUCUACAAGCCACCAGGGGAAAAUGCUCCAGAUAUGGUUUACUUGGGAUCUAUGACCAAUUUCGACUUGGCUUAUGCAUGGACUCAAGAUAAAUGUGUUCCUCUUGUUCGUGAAAUUACAUUUGAGAAUGGAGAGGAAUUGACAGAAGAGGGCCUUCCUUUUCUUAUACUCUUUCACAUGAAAGAUGAUACAGAGAGUUUAGAAAAGUUCCAGCAGGAAGUUGCACGGCAGUUAAUAAGUGAAAAGGGUACAAUAAACUUUUUACAUGCUGAUUGUGACAAGUUCAGACACCCACUCCUCCAUAUUCAGAAGACUCCGGCAGAUUGCCCUGUUAUUGCUAUUGAUAGUUUCAGACACAUGUAUGUCUUCUCAGACUUUGCUGACUUGGCUGUUCCAGGUAAACUCAAGCAAUUUGUACUAGAUUUGCAUUCUGGGAAACUGCACAGGGAAUUUCAUCAUGGUCCAGAUCCAACUGAUGUAGCACCUGGCCAGCCACUUCAAGACAUAGUAAGCAGCCCACCUGAGAGUUCAUUCCAGAAGCUAGCACCCAGUGGACAUAGGUAUACCUUAUUGCGGGAAAAAGAUGAACUCUGAAAACUUGAACCAUCUCACAAGACUUUAACAGCAGCAGUGACUCCUGUGGGGUGGAAAUAGGAAACCUAUAUUUUCAUAAAUUCUGUGUAUUUUUAUUUUGAAUAAUCUUUUUUUUCUUUGCUCCCUGGGGUUUGUAAAUAUAUGUGGGCCAUUUUGGACAGCAUCUUCCAAAGUUCUUUUUGGUGCAAAUUGUGCUGUACAACUUUUCUAAUCAAAAUGAAGGUGUUGUCAUUGCCAGCAACAUGCUGUUAACUUGCACUAUGCCAUUAAACAGGACUUCUGGGUUUCCGUUGGUGUAAUCUGGUAGUAUGACCGCCUUAUCUUCCUCUUCCACAUCAACUUUAUUUUGUUAAUUUCCUAUUGAAGGGAUAUUCUGGAUACUUGGGAGGAGAAUAAAUUACAAUUUUACAGAA
Varanus komodoensis (Komodo dragon) is the source of this 1935-nucleotide messenger RNA. It is a transcript of the gene ERP44, whose product is annotated as endoplasmic reticulum protein 44. The transcript is spliced from 13 exons. The record is from RefSeq and is a predicted model, not a curated record. Bases 338 to 1522 code for a protein of 394 amino acids. Lineage: Eukaryota; Metazoa; Chordata; Lepidosauria; Squamata; Varanidae.